AGUGGUGACCUCGGGCUCCUUUUCUCUUUCUGUCUGACACACACUCAACCGACGGCUAUCCGGGCUUCUGUGUCCUCCCUUCCCCGAGACGUGCUGGUCGACGCUUUAGGAGCCAGCGUGGCUGGUUUAUGAUCGGCCGUUUGGUGAAUAACGUCGCGCAGAGGGUGCCGAGCCUGGUGUACCGGGUAUAUGCAAUGAAGAAGCCGCAGGUUGUGUUCGUGCUGGGCGGGCCUGGGGCCGGCAAAGGGACCCAAUGCGCCAAAAUCGUCGAGAGCUACAACUACACCCAUCUGUCAGCUGGCGACCUGCUGAGGGCCGAACGGGCCAGAGAGGGAUCGGAGUUUGGAGUUCUCAUCGCCAACUUCAUCAAGGAAGGCAAAAUUGUCCCUGUGGAGAUCACCAUCAACUUGCUUAGAAUGGCAAUGGAAGAGACCAUGAAAAAAGAUGAACAAAAGUUUCGCUUCCUCAUAGAUGGCUUCCCCCGUAAUGAGGACAACCUUCAGGGUUGGAACAAAGUCAUGGAUGGCAAAGCAGAUGUCAAGUUUGUCCUUUUCUUUGACUGCAGCAAUGAGGUUUGCAUCAAAAGAUGUUUAGAACGAGGAAAGAGCAGCGGGCGUACAGAUGACAACAGAGAAAGCUUGGAGAAACGAAUCCAAACGUACCUGCAGUCAACACGACCGAUCAUCGAGCUGUACGAGAAGCAAGGCAAAGUGCGCUGUGUAGAUGCCUCUCACUCUGUGGCUGAGGUCUUUGCUGACGUGAAACUCAUCUUUGACAAAGAGGGUUGACUUAGGCCCCGCUGUCGCCGGCACUCAUUUUUACUCUUUUUAGUUUUUCUUUUUACCACCUGCCAUUUCGUGAUGAAAAACGUCAUAUUUAUCUCUGCAUCCAUUGGCACUUUCGGUUACCAUGUCUAUUUCUUUCUCUUGUAAAAUCUGCACUAUUGUUUUUUUUUUUUCCUUUUUGGGCCAUAGUGUACAAUGUUUAGGGUAGGAAUUAAUAAUGAAAAGCUCACAGUUAGUGACUCUGGUCCAUCCGUAUGGUCUUCCAUCGUAGUUCGGAGCGCUGUCCGUAGGGACAAAAUAUACUGUUACCAAUGAGGUGUGCUUUGCUUCACAAAUGUAUUACUGAUCUCAUUACAUUAUCGUUUUUGGCAGCAGCCGCCGUGCUUUUCAGACCAAAUCAACAAACGUACCGACGUGAGAAUUCAAAGGGAGCUGAAAUAGUUCAUAAAAUGCAUAUUUAUCCCACUGCCAAGACCACGGCCGGACGGGCCUGACCAAGUUGCGCUUUCCACGCUUCGUUACUGUACUUAGAAGUUCUGUGACUCAAAGGAGUAUGAGCAAGAUCAGAACCACUCAAUGCGCUUAAUCACGCCCACGCCUCCUGAGAUGUCUGUAUCUGCAGAAGAUAAAAAGCAGCUAUGAAAAUGUUCCUUGUUGUAUUUAUUUGCAUCUUUGUAUCUUGAGCAAUAGUACACAAAGUUGACGAACAUGACAUUCACUUAAGCCCACCUAAAGCAUACCGUGGCCCAUAUUUUUGGUGAUUGUGUUUUUGAUUUCACACUCAUUUUACACAACUUUAAAACUGGUUGCAAUAAUAAAAUUAUCGCCACCUGUUAAAUA
This is a messenger RNA of Hippocampus comes (tiger tail seahorse), 1625 nucleotides long. It is a transcript of the gene cmpk1, whose product is annotated as cytidylate kinase. The transcript has 6 exons. Lineage: Eukaryota; Metazoa; Chordata; Actinopteri; Syngnathiformes; Syngnathidae. Gene Ontology annotation, molecular function: ATP binding. The coding region runs from base 129 to 788 and encodes 219 amino acids. The record is from RefSeq and is a predicted model, not a curated record. Gene Ontology annotation, biological process: 'de novo' pyrimidine nucleobase biosynthetic process; pyrimidine nucleotide biosynthetic process.